Molecule: messenger RNA, 5494 nt
Organism: Phyllopteryx taeniolatus (common seadragon)
Lineage: Eukaryota; Metazoa; Chordata; Actinopteri; Syngnathiformes; Syngnathidae
Gene: sardh
Product: sarcosine dehydrogenase
Exons: 22
Coding region: 189-2942 (917 amino acids)
Cellular component (GO): mitochondrion
Molecular function (GO): protein binding; oxidoreductase activity
Source: RefSeq, a predicted model, not a curated record
UGUCGGCAGCUCCACGUUGUGUCCGGCCGCCCUCCUUGCCGCUCGUCAAGAAGUGUCCACUCAUUUACCUCCCAAUUUGUCUCCCCUGGACACACUCAAACAGCUCCAAACCUCUUCGGAAUCUGCUUUUUUAAAAUUAAUUUAUUAUUAUUCCCCCCGCCCCCCCUUCCCGAGCCUUCACAGGGGCCAUGGCCUUCCUUGGGAGUGCGGUUCGGCAGUUGGUGUCGGCGGUGCGCCCCCCGCUCACCGUCCCGCUGUGCCGGGCAAGUUGUCGGACAUACAGCUCGGAGCCCACCGCAGAGAAGAGCGUCCCUUAUGAGAAGACACUCAAACGGGAUGGCACAGCCACAUCUGGGCCGACUAAACCUUUACCAGGGUCAGCAGACGUGGUGGUGAUCGGAGGAGGCAGUCUGGGCUGUCAGACCGUGUAUCACCUCGCUAAAAUGGGCCUGACCAAUGUGGUUCUGCUGGAGAGAGACCGACUGACUGCUGGAACCACCUGGCACACAGCAGGCCUCCUGUGGCAGCUUCGCCCGAGCGACGUUGAGGUGGAGCUCCUGGCCCACACACGGAACUUGAUCAGCAAAGACCUGGAGGAAGAGACGGGCCUCCACACCGGCUGGAUCCAGAACGGAGGACUCUUCAUCGCCUCCAACAAGCAGCGGCUGGACGAGUACAAGCGCCUCAUGUCGCUGGGUAAAGUUUACGGCAUAGAGUCCCAUGUGCUCUCACCUGCCGAGACAAAGGACCUCUAUCCUCUGAUGAAUGUUGACGACCUUUACGGGACACUUUAUGUGCCCAAGGAUGGCACCAUGGACCCUGCAGGCACCUGUACCACCUUGAGCCGAGCGGCCUCUGCUAGGGGAGCCACGGUGAUUGAGAACUGCCCUGUAACUGGUAUCAAAGUGCGGGUGGACGACCUUGGGGUGAAGAGGGUGAAGGCAGUGGAGACCCCGCACGGCACCAUAGAGACUCCAUGUGCGGUGAACUGUGCAGGAGUGUGGGGCACCAAGUUGGGGCAAAUGGCUGGAGUGAAGGUGCCCCUCAUUGCCAUGCAUCAUGCCUAUGUGGUAACAGAGAGGAUUGAAGGCAUUCAGAAUAUGCCAAACGUAAGAGACCAUGAUUCAUCAGUGUACCUGCGUCUCCAAGGUGACGCCCUAUCCGUGGGUGGCUACGAACAAAAUCCCAUCUUCUGGGAUGAGGUUUCCGAUAAGUUUGCCUUCAGCCUGUUUGACUUGGACUGGGAUGUAUUCAUGCAACAUAUCGAGGGUGCCAUCAACAGAGUUCCUGUUCUAGAGCAGAUUGGUAUUAAAUCCACUGUCUGUGGACCAGAAUCCUUCACAGCAGACCAUAAGCCGCUAAUGGGAGAGGCUCCAGAGGUUAGAGGUUUCUUCUUGGGCUGUGGCUUCAACAGUGCUGGUAUGAUGCUGGGAGGUGGCUGUGGUCGAGAACUAGCUCAUUGGAUUAUCCACGGCCGCCCUGAGAAGGACAUGUAUGGCUACGACAUCAGGCGUUUCCAUAACUCGUUGACGGACAAUCAACGCUGGAUCAGAGAGCGGAGCCACGAGUCUUACGCUAAGAAUUACUCGGUGGUGUUCCCCUUUGAUGAGCCGCUGGCGAGCAGGAACAUGAGGAAGGAUCCGUUCCACCAGGUGCUGACAGAGCAGGGCUGCGUGUUCCAGGAGAGACACGGCUGGGAGAGACCGGGCUGGUUCACCAAGGAUGGACAAGCUCCUGUUAAAGACUAUGAUUACUAUGGAGCUUAUGACAUCAAGAAGAAUCAACACUACAACUACAACGAGAUUCUUGGCAACGAAUACACCUUUGACUUCCCACCGCAUCAUGAUGUGAUAAAGAGGGAGUGCCUGUCAUGCAGGCACGCCGUUGCUGUGUUUGACAUGUCCUACUUUGGAAAGUUCUAUCUCACCGGGCCAGAUGCCAAGAGAGCAGCCGAUUGGCUAUUCACCGCCGAUGUCAACAAGAAGCCAGGUUCCACUGUGUACACCUGCAUGCUAAAUACAAGAGGAGGGACGGAAGCUGACCUGACAGUGAGUAGACUGGAGUGCGGUGCUGCCAACCUCCCGCUGGCGCCCGAGUCCAAUGGUGAUGCAUACUACCUGGCCAUUGGAGGUGGUGUUGCCGAGCACAACUGGAACCACAUUCGAACGGUUCUGCAGGACCAGGGCUUCCGCUGCCAGCUAACGGACCACUCAGAGGACAUGGGCAUGAUCAGCAUCCAGGGACCCAAGAGUCGGGAGGUGCUACAAGAGCUGUUGGACACAGACCUCAGCAAUGAAGCUUUCCCUUUCUCCACCCACAAAGUCGUCAACGCGGCCGGCCAUCAGGUGCGAGCGAUGCGUCUGUCCUUUGUCGGCGAGCUGGGCUGGGAGCUGCAUGUUCCCAAAGACUCGUGCCUUCCUGUCUACCAUGCCGUCAUGGCCGCCGGCGCCAAGCACGGCAUCAUCAAUUCAGGCUACAGGGCCAUUGACUCACUCAGUAUAGAGAAAGGGUACCGCCACUGGCACGCCGACCUUCGCCCAGAUGACACGCCCCUGGAGGCGGGGUUAGCCUUCACCUGUAAACUGAAGAGCUCCAUCCCCUUCCAAGGUCGACAUCGACUGGAAAAGCAGAAGGAGGAGGGCCUAAGGAGACGCAUCGUCUCCUUCACCAUCGACGAGAAAGUACCAAUGUUUGGCCUUGAGGCAAUCUUCCGUAAUGGCGUCCCCGUUGGUCACCUGCGGCGCUCUGACUAUGGAUUCUAUAUCGACAAGACAAUCGGCUAUGGAUACGUCCGCAAUCCUGAUGGAGGAGUGGUGAGUGCCGAUUUCAUCAAGAGCGGCGAGUUCACCCUGGAGAGGAUGGGAGUGACGUACAAGGCAAAGGCCCACCUCAGAUCUCCAUUUGACCCCGAGAACAAGCGAGUGAAGGGCAUCUACAAUUGACAUGGACCUCCAUGGAAUGAAUACCUCCUCCACUUGGGGCUGAGAUGAGCCUCAGAUGUUGGGCAUUCAGGUGCAAGAUUUCAGUCGUAUCGGGCAAAUCCGGAAGUUUUAUUCAUGCUGUGACUGGAUGGGGAUUUGAUGGACUUGAUAUUAACUUAUACAGUGAGAUGCUGAUUUGAAAUUAAUCUAGUUUGAAUGUGAUAUCGCUGAAGGUCCUUCCUGCCAUUGGCUUCAUGUUUAGUUUCCCAAGUUUAAUUGUCAGUAGUUUACUCACUGAUUUAACUUCACUAAACAUUUCAAAAUCAACUAGGCUUCACCUUUGCAGAAUUGAUCUGAAAGUGUCAAAUUAACAGCACAUGAUCAAUUUAGAUUUCAAUUAGAAAUCGUCAUUAAAAGUUCAAAUCAAGCUAAUUACUUUAUCCUUGUUAGUUACCUCAAGACAAAACGCAAUCGGCAUUUUUAACGAACUAGCCGUUAAGGUAGCAGCUAACCUAGACGCUAUAAUACACGGAUAUCAAACUCAAGGCCCGGGGCCAGAUCUGGCCCACCACAUUAUUUUAUGUGGCCCACAAAAGCAAAUCAUGUGCAAUUUUGGUAUUUUAGCAAGAAGCAUGAAGUUUCUUGCUAAAAUACCAAAAUUGAAAAUUGUCUUCACUUUUAAAAACAUUGAGAUAUUACAGGCGGCACGGUGGCCGACUGGUUAGAGCGUCAUCCACACAGUUCUAAGGACCAAGGUUCAGUCCCCGCCUGUGUGGAGUUUGCAUGUUCUCCCCGUGCCAGCGUGGGUUUUCUCCGGGCACUCCGGUAUCCUCCCACAUCCCAAAAACAUGCAUGAAUUGGAGACGCUAAAUUGCCCGUAUGUGUGAAUGUGAGUGCGAGUGGUUGUUUGUUUGUAUGUGCCCUGCGAUUGGCUGGCAAACAGUUAAGGGUAUACCCCGCCUCCUGCCCGAUGAUAGCUGGGAUAGGCUCCGGCACACCUGCAACCCUAGUGAGGAGAAGAGGCUCAGAAAAUGGAUGGAUGGAUGGAUGAGAUAUUUUUUGUUACCAAUAUUCAUUUUAGAAUAAAUUGAUUAAUUGUUGAACAAACAGCUUCUGAUUCAAAAGCUAGUUAUCCAUCAAUUAAUUGUGUACAUGUAAUAAUAUGAGACAAUUGUACAUUUAUAUGGGUUCACAGUCAUAACGGCCCUCCAAGGGAAACCAUAACUACAAUGUUGCCCAUGACAAAAAUGAGUUUGACACUCCUACUUGUUGGUUCAUUUGCAUUGGAAGCAGUCCAGUAAGUAGUCAUCAUAAUCUUUUUGCUAAAAUCUUCUUUACAUUUACCUUCAUAAAAUGAAAAAAAAAUUUGACCCAGGGCAUUUGUAAAUUGUAUCUUGCCUUUACGGCACUGUGGUAAAAGCUGUACAAAUAAGGAACAAUGUAAUUUAUUCAUGCACUAAUGAGUACACAUGCUAAACUGUUAUAGAACUCAGUGUUCUUACUUCGUCUUAAAAUGAGUCAAAUAGUGUUUUUGCCAACACAGCGGCAUCCACUAUGAUCCACUGAUAAAAAAAUGUCUACUACAAGAUGUACCCUUCUUCUUAUAACGAGACGAAAUUAAAUCAAAAUGAUUUUGAAGCUAAAAGUAUGACAGCUUGUUGCUUUACAUUUUCAAUUUGGAGGUUGAAGAAUACAGUAAGGCGCCACGGUGGACGACUGGUUAGCGCAUCUGCUACAGUUCUGGGGACCGGGGUUCACAUCCCGGCCUUGCCUGUGUGGAGUUUGCAUGUUCUCCCCGUGCCUGCGUGGGUUUUCUCCGGGUACUCCGGUUUCCUCCCACAUCCCCAAAACAUGCAUGGUAGGUUAAUUGAAGACUCUAAAUUGCCCGUAGGUGUGAAUGUGAGUGCGAAUGGUUGUUUGUUUAUACUCUAUGUGCCCUGCAAUUGGCUGGCGACCAUUUCACGGUGGACGCCGCCUCUCGCCCGAAGAAAGCUGGGAUAGGCUCCAGCACGCCCGCGACCCUAGUGAGGAUAAGCGGUAAAGAAAAUUGAUGGAUGAAGAAGUAUCUGUUCUCAGUCAAAUGGUAAUUUAGGUCUGUAUGGCAGGAAACUUUAAAAGUAUAUACAGUAUAAUAUAUUAGUGGCCUAACCUUGUUUGUGGCUCAUCCUUUGCGGUCUUACGGUAAUACAUUCUCCAGUUGCACACUACGAUCCCUGCAGGCACUUUGAGCCACAUUACUGAUGACUGAUGUUUAUUAUGAGAAUCAUGACUUUUAAGAAAACACAUUUUUCUUGCACAGUAUGCCUUCAAUGACAUUGAGCACAAACAGAACAUUUUUGUUUUGUGACAGCUCCUUUUGCUUUGGUGCAGUCUUAAUUACUUCAUGUUUACCGUGCAGAAUUGAUAAGAACCAGCAUAAACAGUGUAAUUAUGUGGAAAUUUUUUUUACAGCAACAAAUUGAAUUGUGGCACAUUCCGUUUAAUUGAGUUGAUUAGGCCUGUUUGCGCCAAUCCAUCCUUCUAAUGGGGCCAUCAGGUUUUCAGCUAUAUUGGAUAAAUCCUGUUUGUUUGAU